AUGCGUAUUCCAGUUAUUAUCCUCCUCCUCCUCCUGGUUUUCAUCACUAACAGUGAUUGUGGAAUAAUCCGUCAAGUUAUUGCAUUUGGCGAUUCUUUCUUGGAUACUGGCAAUGUUUUUAACUACAUUUCCAAUCGAACAUAUCCACAAUCACCUCCAUAUUUUCAUGGAACAUAUUCGAAUGGACCAAACUCUAUCUCACAAGUUGUCACGAAAGUCAAACGUCGACAAAAACAAGUUCAAUUUAAAAAUUAUGCUUAUGGUGGUGCGACAACUGAUAAUCAAUUGGUACAAGGUUUCACAAUUUAUAAAAACACGCCAGUUCCGGGCGCCUUACAGCAAAUCAAACUCUUCCAUCAAAAUAAAACUGGCAAACAAAUACCACAAAAACAAAGAUUAUAUUUCUUAUCAGCUGGUGGAAAUAAUUUCUUUUAUAAUAAUUCAAUCUCAUACCAAGCUAUUACAGAAAGUUUGUUAAAAUGUGUUCAAUUGCUUUUAUCUUAUGGUGCUCAACAUGUUUUUGUUUUCAAUUUUCCACCAUAUCAAUAUUCACCUAUUAUAACACAAAGUGGCAAUUUAUCACUUCAACAAUAUGUCGGAAAUUUUAUUAUUAGAAGUAAUCAACUACUCUUAAAUGCGACCCAAAAGCUAAAUGGUCGUGCUACGGUCAUUAACAUUUGGACUACGGUAAAUAAUCUUAUUACGAAACCAGAUUCACACGGUUUGAAAAACAACAGAACGGCUUGUUUAAAUACAACUUCACUUGUUGUAUGUGCAAAUCCAAACCAACACGUUUUUUGGGACGAACAACAUUAUACGACAGCGACUCACAAGGUUAUCGCACAAAAAGUCUAUGCUCAAUUGAAACAAAAAAUUAAAUGGUUAUAAACAGAGCAUUGUGCAAAAAAGAACUCUCAGUUGUCUUAAAUCUCAAUUUUUUUCCGAUCUUUCGAAAACAGAUUAUUACCAGUUUUGGCUGAAACAUAGAGAUCGUAAAUAUUCCAUGCGCAUCUUUUCGUAACCCGUUUGUUUUGCCUGUAAACUAUCAACUUUGUGUUAUUUGCUAACAAAAUAAAUCUUUUUUUAUUAUUCAGAUAGCAGAAGGAAAUAUCAUGUUACAUAAUCUUCUGUAUACCUAGUCAGUAUUCCCAUAGUUAAAUAGGGAAUUUACGCAUACUACCAAAAGUUCAAUGUUCAACUGUUUAAAACUUGGAAAGAAUUAUUUGAAAGAAAUGAUUCAAUGAGUAUAAAGAAGAAACAAUCUCUUGUGUGUGUUUUUGUGAGAUAUUGAGGGUACAAUACGGACUUCUGUUAGAUGAUUUGCAUAUCUUCUUCGAUGAAAGUAUUUAAGUAGUAGACCCUUUGGGUAUGCUAUCAAAAAUGAAAAACCCUUAAAAGGUAUUUUAGAAUAUAAAAUAUCCUCUUGGUAUUUUAAUUUGCUUGUUAAACGGUACACUACAAAACCUAGUGGUUUAGCAGCUGCAGGAAAACUUAAUUUCGUUUUCUAUAUUUCAUAGGGAACCAAAAUGGGUUUUGUACGCAAAACGCUAUACCCUUUUGGU
This is a messenger RNA of Didymodactylos carnosus, 1562 nucleotides long. The record is from the annotation of a GenBank genome assembly. Lineage: Eukaryota; Metazoa; Rotifera; Eurotatoria; Philodinida; Philodinidae.